AUGCGCAUCAUCACUCCCGAGAACCUGCACUAUCCCAUCACCGUCACGAGGCUUCUCCGGAACCCUCAAGACCAGAUCGACUACAAUGCUCCUCUGUUCACCUACCAGUACAAGACCAAAGUCCUCGAGGGUGAUGAAGAGACGCGCGAGAACAAGCUGGUCGACCGCAUCAUGCCCUCGACCUUUGAGAGCUCUGCAGAAGGCACCUUGACCGAAUGGCACGUCUCCCAAGGACGCGUUAUCAGCAGGCCUGGCGUGCCCAUCGCCGACGUCGAAGAAGCCUGCAAACACGAGGUGCAGUUCGGAAAUCUAUGCGCCGACUGCGGCAAGGACAUGACUACCGUCACUUACAACACCGCCACACGCGACACGGCCAGAGCUACUGUCAAUGCCGUCCACGGCCACACCUCGCUACUCGUCUCGCGCGCAGAGGCUUCCAAAUCAGACGAAGAAGCAAAGCGCCGCCUGCUGUCAUCGCGCAAGCUCUCCCUUGUCGUCGAUCUCGACCAGACCAUCAUCCAGGCUACCGUCGACCCUACCGUCGCCGAAUGGCAGAGAGACCCCCAGAACCCAAACUACCCCGCUGUCAAGGACGUUCGCGCUUUCCAGCUCGUAGACGACGGUCCUGGUGCAAGAGCUUGCUGGUACUACAUCAAGUUGCGUCCUGGUCUCGAAGAAUUCUUGUCUACCAUCUCAAAGUACUAUGAAUUGCACAUUUACACGAUGGGUACUCGUACUUAUGCUCAGAACAUUGCCAAAAUCGUCGAUCCUGACCGCAAGAUCUUCGCCGAUCGUAUUCUCAGCAGAGACGAAAGCGGAAGUUUGACUGUCAAGAAUCUUAAGCGUCUGUUUCCCGUCGACACCAAGAUGGUUGUCAUCAUCGACGACAGAGGCGAUGUUUGGCACUGGUGCCACAACCUCGUAAAGGUCACUCCUUACGAUUUCUUUGUCGGCAUUGGCGAUAUCAACUCCAGUUUCCUUCCCAAGAGGCCAGGCUUGGACCCGAGCCCUUCAAAAUCCAUCACUCCUAGUGCACCCACUUCAGCACCUGACGCGCAAACAAACCCGCUCACCGACACGACCGGAAAUAAGGUCUCUGCCAUUGAUCAAUUAGUGUCAAUGGGUGGUGGCAACGAUCCGACCAAGCUUAAGGAGCAGACAUCUGAGCAGGGAGAAGCUAUAACAGCCCAACUCACUGACCGCCCUCUGCUGCAGAAGCAGAAAAUCCUAGAUGCUGCAGACGACGACAGCAAUGGCGCAACCGAAGCAACAUCCGAAAAUGAUGCAGCUUCCGCACCUGAGGCACCCGUCGAUACCCACAACAAAUACCGUCAUAAUCUCCUACAAGACAACGACACUGAGCUCCGCUACCUUCAGCGCAGUCUUCAAUCGGUACACUCGGCCUUCUUCGAAGAGUAUGACAGGAGGACUUCUGGCCCCAAAGACGGCCGUGUUGCCGAAUUGCGUACUGGUCGCGAUGUCAACAUCACAUCAGACAAACUCGACAGUCUUCCGGACGUCACGAGCAUCAUGGCUGCCAUGAAGUUGAAGGUCCUUAAAGGUGUACAUGUAGUGUUCUCCGGAGUGAUGCCGUUAGGAGUUCAGGUUCAAAACCAUGAUUUUGCCAUCUGGGCCAAGAGCUUCGGAGCGACGGUGUCUGAGAAUAUUACCAAACGUACUACACAUGUGGUAUCCUCGCCAUUGCGCAAGACUGCCAAAGUCCGACAAGCCGCCAAAAAGGCCGACAAAAUCAAGAUCGUGUCUCAGGAUUGGCUGUUUGCCUGUUUGACGCAAUGGCGAAAGGUGGACGAAACUCCUUUCCGCCUACACGCUGAUCUAGAGAACGAGCCUAUUGAUCCAGCCACUAACGGCCAAGGCUCGCCGUUCGACGGUCCGGACCAGAAUACCCCGCUGUCUUCAUCUGAUGAGGAGGCCGCCGUUACCGAAGACGAAGACGCUGCUGAGACGGACGGUACUGGUAACGAUACCGAUGCCCAAGAGCAGGCCGAACUCGAGCGUUACAUGCCCAGUUUACCACGCGAAGCAAGCUCUAUGGAAACCUCUGCUGACAUUGCCGACUGGGAUGCCGAGCUUGCGGAUUUCUUGGGCGACGAGGUCGACAGCGAAAGCGAUGCAGGCACCAAUCAUUCGGACACUGAUGACACCGAUUCCGUGCCCUCUAGUGACAAGAAGAGAAAGAGAGGCGAGGAGGGCCAGUCUACAGAUGACGAGAGCGACUCAAGUCAGAUUGGCACUAGCAGACUCGAACGUAGAAAGCGGAAGGCACUUGCCAGAACGACGAGUCUUGCUAGCGUCUCCGCAGUCGAUGAUGCUCAGAGGACCAAGGCUGAGGCUCAGACCAGCGCUCCGCAGCAAGACACUCCCGCGGGCACCAAGAACGACACUGUCGACGAUGAGGACGAUCUGGACCUUGAAGCUCAGAUGGAGGCAGAAAUGCUGAGACAAGCCGAGGAAGAGGGAUACGCAUGA
Messenger RNA from Aureobasidium namibiae CBS 147.97, 2490 nucleotides. RefSeq lists its product as uncharacterized. Gene Ontology annotation, cellular component: nucleus. The record is from RefSeq and is a predicted model, not a curated record. Gene Ontology annotation, molecular function: RNA polymerase II CTD heptapeptide repeat phosphatase activity. Bases 1 to 2490 code for a protein of 829 amino acids. The transcript is spliced from 3 exons. Lineage: Eukaryota; Fungi; Ascomycota; Dothideomycetes; Dothideales; Saccotheciaceae.